Molecule: messenger RNA, 1860 nt
Organism: Limulus polyphemus (Atlantic horseshoe crab)
Lineage: Eukaryota; Metazoa; Arthropoda; Merostomata; Xiphosura; Limulidae
Product: nucleolar protein 11-like
Exons: 15
Coding region: 5-1795 (596 amino acids)
Biological process (GO): maturation of SSU-rRNA
Cellular component (GO): nucleolus; nucleus
Molecular function (GO): RNA binding; protein binding
Source: RefSeq, a predicted model, not a curated record
AAAUAUGGCGACAGCCGUGUCCGCAACAGUUUUGUGCGCAAAACCAAAUGUUACGUUUAAUGCUUCUUUUGUGAACACUCAAUCAGACUUUGAAUAUGAUAAGGCAAUAAUUACGACAGGAAAUAAUUGUGUUGGUAUUUUUAAGGUAGAUGAUCAAAAACUGCUCAAAACCUGGUCAACAAAACACACAUUGAACUUCACGUGUCCUGUUGUGCCAGAUUUCCUGAGAGAACAAUAUGUAGGAGUUCAGAAUAAAACAAUUAUAAGAUGCUGGAGUUAUGAAGCUGAAAAUAUAGAUAGGGAGAAACGUUGGAAGCUUACGGAGCCAGUGUUUUGUGUGUUGCCCAUUCCCAACUCAGAACCCGUUGUAGUCUUUCAAAAUGGAAACUGCAGUUUUCUCAAUGACAUCCUGUUAGCUGGAAAAGACUAUCAGACCAUUGGUCAGCUAUGUAGUGAAGAACAACUUUAUUGGGCUGAUGCUUGCUUCUCAGAAAACGUUAUUAUACUCUUACUUACUUGGAAUGAAAAAGUAAAUACUUGGGUUGUUUACUGGUUGCAACUAUCAAGUCAACACAGCACAGAGUUACUAGGAAAAACGACAUUUCAUAAGAAGGAUCACCAACUGUGUACUUGGUGUUUGUCUCUAGGAGCUGAUAUCCAACGUUUUCUAACACUGUGGUCAGAUGGAAUAAUUUAUAGUCUGGAGCCAAAAAAUGAUACACUUAAAAAACUUUUUCAAGUUUCUGAUUCCGAAAAAACCCAGUCUUUUAUGAUGACCAGUUUAAAUGACAGUUAUGUUGCUAUUGCUAUGAAAAAUCUGGAAAAUAUAACAGGAGAGUUUGUUAUAGAAAUUUGGGACAUAAAUUUUUGUUUUCAGCAUACUAGACUGUUUGUUUCAUACCCAAUGAGUUGUAAAGGACAGAUGACAUUUUUUAAUGGCAAUUUUUAUGUGCCAUGUGAGCAAGGCGUGGUUUCUGUUCCUUACCUCAAUCAGCCUGCUUCCUUAGCUCGAGCUGUGGGUCGGCUGCCCUCUCUUAGUACUUCAAGUUUUAGUUCUCAUUCUGAAAUGUUGCACUGGAAGAAAACAGGAGUGGUAUCAUUCCAGUAUAAGAAAGACCAACAAAAUGAUGACAUUUUAGAACAGUACUUUCACAGUGGAGGGAGGAGUGUUUCUCUGUUAUAUCAAGAUCUAUUUAAAAAGAUUUGUGAGAAAUUGGAUUUCGCAGCAUUGUCCAAGUUGCUGAAGCAAGUCUCUGACAUUCCAGAGAAAGUGUUAGUAGACAUCUUAAACUAUUUGCUCAGUGCUGGAGAAGAAGUGUUUGCUGGAGAAGAAAUUUUUGCUGGGAAUGAUGAGAAGAGUACAGACUGUCCACUAAAUGAUUCAAGAUCUUCUCUAAUAGAUUUAGUCCUCUGUUACCCUUACAAUGAGGCUUUCAUUUUACCAUAUCUCAAAGUACUGCAUCUCAAUCAGAUUAUGUUGUUGAUUCGGUAUCUUCAUUAUCUCUUGAAAGUUGCUCCAUACCUAGAGACGUCAGAUAGAAGUGAAGUCACUGUAACUAAGGCUGCAGCGUGGAUGGUAAUGAUUUUUACAGCCAAGUUUGAAGAGAUACUGGUUUGUAGUGAUGAGUCAUCAAAACAGUUAAUUAGAAGCUUGAUAGAUACCACAAAGGAACUGCAGAAAUCAUGUAAAGACACUUUGAUGAUGGGACUUAUCACAGCAUUGAAAAAAAGACUGGAAAUGCCAAAGGGAAAAAAGGCUUCCAGCCUUUACUGUAUAGAAGUUUUAUGUAUAUGAAUUGUCUGUCAUCUCUGUCUUGUUGUAUAUUCAUCAGUUUAAUAAAAAAUAUUUCAGUUUUUCAA